Messenger RNA from Panicum virgatum (switchgrass), 573 nucleotides. RefSeq names its product mitochondrial fission 1 protein A-like. NCBI's taxonomy places the organism in Eukaryota, Viridiplantae, Streptophyta, Magnoliopsida, Poales, Poaceae. Gene Ontology annotation, molecular function: protein binding. The transcript has 6 exons. Gene Ontology annotation, biological process: peroxisome fission; autophagy of mitochondrion; mitochondrial fission. The record is from RefSeq and is a predicted model, not a curated record. Gene Ontology annotation, cellular component: mitochondrial outer membrane; peroxisomal membrane. Bases 1 to 573 code for a protein of 190 amino acids.
AUGCAUGACGUGAUGCUGCAUUCACAUUUUUGCACCGAAAAUCGGCGAUGGCCAUGGACGCCAAGAUCGGCAGGUUCCUUCUUCUCCGGCGGCGAGAACAUCCCUUGGUGCGACCGCGACGUCAUUGCCGGAUGCGAGAGGGAGGUCGCCGAGGCCGCGACCGAGGAGCACGAGAAGCAGAGCAUCAUGAGGCUGUCUUGGGCGCUCGUGCACUCGAGGAACCAGGACGACGUGCUCCGCGGGAUCGGCAUGCUCCAAGGUACGCUGCGCCGGCCGCCGGCCCUGAAUGGACCGACCACCAGCCCUUUGCAGGCGAGGGAGAAGCUCUACCUGCUGGCCGUGGGGCACUACAGGAACGGCGACUACCCCAGGAGCCGGCAGUUCCUGGACCAGUGCCUGGAGAUCCAACCUGAUUGUAGACAGGCCCUGGCUCUGAAGAAGAUAGUGGAAGAUAAAAUUGCUAAAGGUGAGCAAACAAUCAUUGAUGCCGAUGGCGUUAUCGGUAUUGGAAUAGCUACAACUGUAAUUGGAGUGCUCAUUGGGAUCGCAGCUGCUGUUGCUCGAAAAAACUGA